CGUGAUGGGACCACGCUGGAAUGGCAUCGCGUAGGUAGUCAUGGGGAAAUUCUUUAGGAUCAAUAUUGUAUGAUGCGUACGUUGUCUCUCUGUCACUCUCAUUAGCUCUUGCGUUGACCUAAACCUAAAUAUAAACACACGUCACUCAAACAAAAAAAAGUGAACCUUAGCCGAGUGAGCUUCCCUUUCCCGCCUGCUGCCAUAGAAGCCAAAUCAUUUUCUCCCCGUUGGCAUAUUGACAUUUCCGGCCAUGGCGUAUGAUUAUGCUUUUGUGCACCUUGUGUACACCAUUCCCCUCGCUGGUGUCUUGACAAUCAUCCUGAAGCCCCUUCUUCAUCGAUUCGAUGUCUUGAAAACCUUGGCUUUAAUUCUGAUAGCCUUCUUUUCAACUUUGCCUUGGGAUUCGUAUUUAAUACGCAACAGUAUCUGGACUUACCCUCCGGAUGCCAUAAUUGGACCCCGACUCUUCGCCAUACCAAUUGAAGAGCUGUUCUUUUUUGUAAUCCAAACCUAUAUCACGGCGCUAUUCUACAUUCUAUUGAACAAGUCUGUUCUGCACGCCCAAUUCCUCACGAACCAUGAAGUGUCGUCUCCAGCCGCUCGCCGUCUCAGAACUUGUGGUCAGCUUCUGCUGUCUGCCGCCAUCCUAAUUGGCGGUAUCCUUGUGAGCAAGGGAGGCGAGGGAACUUAUCUGGGCCUUAUUUUAAUUUGGGCUUGUCCUUUUCUUCUACUUACCUGGACACAAUCGGGCUAUUUCCUGCUCAAGCUCCCUUCUAUCUGCAUCGCACUUCCCAUCGGUCUUCCUACAAUCUAUCUAUGGCUUGUUGACGAGCUCGCGUUGGGGCGAGGAACAUGGGCUAUCGAAUCAGGAACCAAGCUUGGUUGGUGUCUAUGGGGCAACCUCGAGAUUGAAGAAGCUGUUUUCUUCCUGGUAACAAACACUAUGGUAGUUUUCGGCCUAGUAGCAUUCGACAGAAGCAUGGCGGUUUUCGACACAUUCCCAGAAAUGUUUCCUGAGGCUUCCCGACGCGUGUCUCCCAAGGCGUUCAUUAAAGCGGCACUUGCAGACCCGGCGAAGUAUGAUAUGGAGCGGGUCAGAGGUAUAAGAGAAGCUGUUAGCACGCUCCGGAGGAAAAGCCGCAGUUUCUAUCUUGCUAGUGCUGUCUUUCCUGGUGCCUUGCGCAUCGACUUAGUGUUGUUAUAUUCAUUCUGCCGAGUUGCCGAUGACCUCGUCGAUGAUGCUGAUAGCAAAGCUGAAGCGUUGAAGUGGAUACAAAAACUUACUGGGUAUCUUGACCGGGCAUACAGUGGCCCGGGUAAACAGUCGCGCGUAACGGCCGACGUCGAUAGCUAUGCUGAGAAAAACUUCCCUCUGCCCGCGCGGUCAGCCUUAAAACUGCUGCCCACAAGGCUUCUCCCAAGCGGUCCCCUCUACGAGCUCUUGGAAGGGUUUCGUAUGGAUCUAGCUUUCACUGACGCCAAGUUCCCUAUCGAAACUGAGGCCGACAUCCAGCUUUAUGCGAGCCGCGUUGCGAGCACUGUUGGCGAGUUAUGCCUCCGGCUAGCGUUCCACUACAGUGCUACAAGGCUAUCCAAGGACGACGAAGCAAGACUCAUUCAAGCGGCUACAACCAUGGGGUAUGCGCUGCAGUAUGUCAACAUUGCUCGCGAUAUUCAGGUUGACGCUGAAAUGGGUCGUGUCUAUCUGCCUACAGAUUGGCUCAGCCAUGAAAAUCUGACUCCUCGGGAUAUCUUGAAAGGUCCCAAGCAACCAAAAGCAGAAGUACUCAGACAGAAGCUUCUAGAUCUUGCGUUCCAGGAGUAUGGGAAAUCACGGUCUACAAUGGACUUGUUGCCUGACGAAGUUAGAGGCCCUCUCAUAGUGGCGGUAGAAAGCUAUAUGGAGAUUGGCCGUGUUCUCCGAGAGGGAAGCGGUGUCCCUCACAAGACGAAAAAAGGGCGAGCAACCGUCCCUCGUUCCAGACGCCUUUGGGUUGCCUGGAAGAACCUUCGAACAUCAUGAAAGCCAUUUCUAGUUUAGAACAGAGCGUGCCAGGGGUAAUACUGUCUACUUGUGUUCCUUGAGCUGCAGCGAAUAGCUCAAUAAAGUGACCUUCCUUAAUUCUAAUACUACACCUUUCAACUCAAUAAUAAGAUGAGGCCCAAAGUAACGCCACGUGUCAAAUGAAAAAUGCAGGCAUGAUGUAGAUAUGUAGUAGCUGGAAGAACAACGUGAGUACUU
Xylaria bambusicola is the source of this 2242-nucleotide messenger RNA. RefSeq lists its product as uncharacterized. The record is from RefSeq and is a predicted model, not a curated record. The transcript has 3 exons. Gene Ontology annotation, biological process: biosynthetic process. Gene Ontology annotation, molecular function: geranylgeranyl diphosphate synthase activity; intramolecular lyase activity. Lineage: Eukaryota; Fungi; Ascomycota; Sordariomycetes; Xylariales; Xylariaceae. Bases 251 to 2023 code for a protein of 590 amino acids.